Messenger RNA from Daphnia magna, 2693 nucleotides. RefSeq lists its product as uncharacterized. Lineage: Eukaryota; Metazoa; Arthropoda; Branchiopoda; Diplostraca; Daphniidae. Bases 812 to 2458 code for a protein of 548 amino acids. The record is from RefSeq and is a predicted model, not a curated record. Gene Ontology annotation, biological process: transmission of nerve impulse; neurotransmitter receptor internalization; neurotransmitter receptor transport, postsynaptic endosome to lysosome. Gene Ontology annotation, cellular component: AMPA glutamate receptor complex; postsynaptic density membrane. The transcript has 7 exons. Gene Ontology annotation, molecular function: voltage-gated calcium channel activity; channel regulator activity.
UUUUAGACGUUAAUAGACUUUGACAUGUGCUUACUGUCCCACCGUCGAAGAAGAAAACUUCAUCACCUUCAUUUCCAUAAAGUUCAGGCCAUUUCAACGCAACUUGGCAUAUUUUCACUCCUUUCUCUUCAUCAACAGCUAAUAGCCAAUCAAUGCGUUGCGACGUUUAUUGACACGUUUGACACUUUUUUAAUGCAAUACAAAGGCGCCUACUUGGUGGCGGGAAAAUGCCAACUUGUUUCAACUCCCCGUACCACCUCAGUACUCGAAUGUGCGGGAUGUUGGUGACCGCAUCGAUUCUUACGUAACAUUCUCGCUCAAUAUUCAAGCCGUGCGGAUAUGAGAAUUCCGGCCAAAGUGAAGAAGAGUAUCAACACAUCUUCGUCACCCAUGCCGGCCAUGCCAGAGCACCCGCCAUGGUAGUAAGAAAUACAUCGACUCAUUCAGAGCUCCAUCUUUGCUUAAACUGAAAAAAUCUGAUAAUGGGACUUGGUGUUGACUCCUCGAGCCACGACCUCCCACGUCCCUGCCAGCGACGUUGAAAAGUGACUUUUACAUGAAUAAAUUAAAGAAGUCUUGCCUUUUUACAUGUUUUGAAUACCAAUCGCUACACUCUUGUUGUGUCGCUCCGCCACACGUGUCAUGGCAAAAGAGUUCCCCAAAAUCGAAAAACCAAGAAUUGCAUUGAGAUGAAUGUGCAUUGGAUCAACUUUGAACUGGUCGAAUGGCUGCAAUAAGUGCUCGUUCGAAAGUAUAGGGACAUGAGGUGGAAGUGGACAGCUGAUGGAGUUGCAUUGGAUCAUCAGCAGCCAUGACUGUCGAUUUGGACGCAGCCAUCCGCCUACUCCGGCUGAUGACACCGUUGUCGGCUUCGUUGGCUUUUGUAACCGUAGCCAUUGGACUCGUCACUAGCCAUUGGCUUUACAGCGAAGAGAAAAUGUCCAAUCCGAAAUUCAACAGAACGGGCGAUCCUGAACUCGAAUACCUUUCCAAAUUCACCGUCAGUGGACUGUGGACGCUCUGCUAUACCAAUCCUGGCGAGACGGAACGAUUCUGUUUCAACAUCGAUUAUUUUCCAACUGAAGAGUACAGUCCCGAUCCCAACGACUCUACUCUUUCCAUCCCUUAUGCCGUUUUAAGAUCGGCUCCAUUUUUUCUUAUGGCAACUGCCCUUUUGGUCAUCGGAGAAAUUGCUUGUUUCCUUGGACAUUUUGCCCCUCGUAGACGCUAUUGCACGUUUCUCUCGGGCGUCACUUUUAUCCUUUCAGGACUUUUACUUUUGCUCGGUCUGGUAGUCUACGUCUCAGUUUUCACGGCUGAAAUUGGAAGUAAAUUAAGGCCCAGCUCAUCUCUGCAACCGCCAAUGUUCACUUACAUUUAUGGCUACAGUUUCUACUUAGUCGUGACUGGUUUCUUAGCCGCCGAGGUAGCAGGUACUGCAGCCAUCUUCUUGUUCAUUUAUUGGCACCGCAAUCGCAUUGCCAAAAAGGAAAUGCACCGGAAAAUGACUCUGGCUCUCGUCCAAACGCCAGUCGAUUUGGGUUACACAGCAGCUCAUGGUCAUCUGUUAGCUAUUGUUCCUCCACCUCCACCACCGUCUUCACAAAAUCAUCACCAGCAUUACCCUAUGACCAAUUCUUUAACGCCAGUAUGCCUUCCCCAUUGUUACCAAGACCAGCAUCAUUUACGUCAUCAAAACGAAACAUUCCAAUCGAAUCAGUGCAAUGGUUUUGUGAAAAUUCCAUGCCCUUGUUCCAUUGGUUUCGUUAGCAUCGGUGGAGUGGCUUCCACCGAUGACGAGUCUGUCUCCAUACCGACACCGCCGCCGGCAGUUUCUUCCAGCUAUCCGAGAGAUUGCCCCGUUCACCAUCAGACGGAACGUUCAUCCUUUGUCACUGUUCACAAUCCGGCAGCUACGGUAGGUGCUCCGCCACUGUCGACCAUUCGACGUCAUAACAAUUAUCAGAAGCAACAAAGUCAAGAGCGUGACAUGCCGGAUAUAACGGCUUUCAGUCGGAUGCUUGCACACGAUCGACGACAGUUUAGCACCGAUUCGGAAAACAGUAGUUACAAAGUAAGCGCUAAUAAUCAAGGAGCAGCUAAUGGCAAUAACAGGCAACAUUCGCAACAACCAUCAGAGCCACUUCAACAUCAACAGACAACGAUCUGUUACCAGUGUCACGGAGCUGGUCACGUGACAGUGCCCGCCAUUUCAGCCAGUUGUGACAAUAAUAGCCGACAGAUGGCGUUUGCUGACAGUCUUCCUCGUGACGUGACCACAAGCACAAUCUGCAGCGCCGCAAUGGCGACUUCCGGAGACGAAGAUUAUAUUGCCGCGUCUCAUCGGGAUAAUAAUGACGUGGAUGACGGAGAGUUGAUCUUUCAUCCGAGGCAUCAGCGGAAUCAUUCUACAGGCACAAAUUUUCACGGCUCGCUCAGGAGGAUCACGGCUGUCUAGAAUUAUGGACUGAGUAAAUUAUUAAAACAAAAAAAAACAUGUAUUUGAAAAUGUCCUGCCAAGCAUGAUUAAAUGUGUGCUGUAUAUAUUUAGGUAUUGUGAAAUAUGGUUUAUUUGGAUGGAAUGUUGUGUAUAGUCUUAAAUUUUUGGGAAAAUGACAAAUGCAACAGCAGAAGGUAAAAAUCGCACGUUUGAACUGUCGUUAUAAAUAAAUAAAAACGAAGAUUCUUUUAAG